This is a messenger RNA of Ostrea edulis (European flat oyster), 6865 nucleotides long. Its product is annotated as peripheral plasma membrane protein CASK-like. Gene Ontology annotation, cellular component: plasma membrane; cell-cell junction. NCBI's taxonomy places the organism in Eukaryota, Metazoa, Mollusca, Bivalvia, Ostreida, Ostreidae. Gene Ontology annotation, biological process: regulation of neurotransmitter secretion; protein phosphorylation. Gene Ontology annotation, molecular function: signaling receptor binding; protein kinase activity; ATP binding. The coding region runs from base 143 to 2905 and encodes 920 amino acids. The transcript is spliced from 25 exons. The record is from RefSeq and is a predicted model, not a curated record.
AUCUAUUAUUUGAAAUGUCAACAUAGGUUUUGAAAAGUUUAAUUAGGUUGGAAAACUGGUGUUGUAUUCGGAAAUAUCAGCAUUACACCCACUUUUCAGAACAAUGAAAGCAUAGAGAAGAUUUUAUAUAAGAUAGUCCAAAAUGUCUGAUGAGGAAGUCCUGUUUGAUGAUGUUUAUGACAUUUGGGAGACCAUUGGCAAAGGUCCCUUCAGUGUAGUCAAGCGAUGCAUCCACAGGGAAACUAAGCAGCAGUUUGCUGUAAAGAUUGUGGAUGUGGCCAAGUUCACCUCAAGUCCAGGUCUCAGUACAGAGGACCUAAAGAGGGAGGCAAGCAUCUGCCACAUGUUGAAACAUGCUCACAUUGUGGAGUUACUGGAGACCUACAGUUCUGAUGGCAUGCUGUACAUGGUUUUUGAAUAUAUGGAUGGAGCUGAUCUGUGCUUUGAGAUUGUCAAACGAGCUUCCAUGGGCUUUGUGUACAGUGAAGCUGUGGCAAGCCAUUACUUGAAACAGAUUCUUGAUGCCUUAAGAUACUGUCACGCCAACAACAUCAUACAUAGAGAUCUCAAGCCACAUUGUGUAUUACUAGCCAGCAAAGAGAAUUCAGCCCCAGUCAAGCUGGGAGGAUUUGGUGUGGCCACUCAACUCCCUGAGUCAGGCUUGAUAUCUGGGGAUGAGGAAAUAGUGCAUGGGUUGGAACCCUGGUUUGAUCUGAGAAAUGAUAUAGUUGGUCGGAUUGGCACCCCACAGUAUAUGGCUCCUGAGGUGGUGCAGCGAGACCCGUAUGGAAAACCAGUGGAUAUGUGGGGCUGUGGAGUCAUGCUCUUCAUCCUCCUGGGAGGCUACUCUCCAUUUGUGGGCACAAAAGACCACUUAUUUGAACAAAUAAUCAAAGGCAGCUAUCAUAUGAGAAAACAAUGGCUCAAUAUUUCAAACUAUGCAAAAGAUUUAAUCAGUCGGAUGUUGGAAGUGGAUCCAGAAAAACGGAUAACAGUGGAAGAAGCUAUACAACAUCCGUGGAUUAAGGAGAGAGGAAAAAUUCCCAAGGUUCAUCUGCAGGAGACAGUAGAGGAACUAAAGAAAUUCAAUUCCAGGAGGAAAUUAAAGGGUGCAAUAAUGGCAGCUGUAUCCAGUUCCAAGUGGAAUACAUUUUACAAUGAUCCAGUUGUUCCUGAUAUAGGCGAAGAGGAGGUCACGUCCGCUGGAGCUGUGUCGCAAGUAUUGGACUCGCUGGAGGAAAUGCAGUGUCUGGUCGACUGUACAGGGGAGGAGACCGACCUCAUCGAAAAAGUCUUCCAAGAUACCAAACUCCACGCUCUGUUGUUCUUGUAUGAUAAAAUCAACACACAGACAGUGAGCCCUGUUCGCCCCCCUCCUGAUGAUGCGGUGGAGAGAUCCAGAGAGGUCCAUGAUGUUAUGAAAAUAUGUCCACAAGAAUAUACAACUGUUUGUCAAGAGUUGGAACAAAUUCUCACCAAAGCCCAUGUAAUGGCCUUAUUACAAGCUCAUGAUGUAGUCGCUCACGAAGUGUAUGGGGAGGACGCUGUUCGAGUCACCCCUCCUCCGAUACAGACAUUCGUAAAUCUCAACGGUGAGUCUUCUCAACCCCCGAGUCCAGAAGUGGAAAUGGACCCUGGCUGUAAAAUCAACCGAGUGAGACUUGUCCAAUUCCAGAAAAACAAGGAUGAACCCAUGGGAAUUACUCUGAAAGUGAACGAGAUUGGUCAGUGUAAAGUGGCCAGAAUAAUGCAUGGAGGAAUGAUCCAUCGGCAAGGAACACUUCAUGUUGGAGAUGAAAUUAGAGAAAUAAAUGAAGUCAGCGUUGUAAAUCAGACAGUGGAUAAUCUGCAGAAAAUGCUGAAAUCAUUAAGUGGCAAUGUCACCUUCAAGAUCGUUCCUCAACCGUCAGGCAACAUCCAUAAAGAGCGCAACGAAAAUGGAACUCACAAAGAGAUCUUUGUGAGGGCCCUGUUUGACUACAGUCCUGAAGACGAUGAUAUGAUUCCGUGUCCACAGGCUGGGGUGUCAUUCAGAGUGGGGGAUGUCCUAAGAAUCAUAAACAAAGAAGAUUGUAACUGGUGGCAGGCUAAGCUAUGGGGUGUGGCCCCUACCACUCCGGCUGGUCUGAUUCCCUCCCCAGAGCUCCAGGAGUGGAGGACAUCUAUGUCAUCAAGAGAGAAAGCUCGGCACGAACAUGCAGCACACUGUUCAUGGUUUGGAAGGAAAAAGAAAGACAAGUACCUAGCCAAGCAUAACUCGAUAUUUGACCAGUUAGAUCUCAAUACUUACGAGGAAGUAGUUUGUUUACCCGCAUUUAUGAGGAAAACAUUAGUAUUAUUAGGUGCUCAUGGUGUUGGUAGAAGACACAUUAAAAAUACUUUAAUAACGAGUCAUCCCGAGAGAUUCGCUUACCCCAUUCCACAUACCACAAGGCCACCACGAGAAGGCGAAACUAACGGAAAAAAUUAUUACUUUGUUGGACAUGAUGAGAUGAUGAAAGACAUUGCUGCCAAUGAGUAUUUAGAGUAUGGCACACAUGAGGAUGCCAUGUAUGGAACAAAAUUAGAAACAAUUCGUCAAAUUCAUUCCAAAGGUCUCAUUGCCAUUCUGGAUGUUGAACCGCAGGCACUGAAAGUUUUACGCACAGCCGAUUAUGCACCCUAUGUAGUAUUUAUAGCAGCUCCUCGCUUCAAUGAUCAUCUUCUUCGAAAAACAAAGGAUAUGAAUGACAUUAGCUUGGAAAGAUUAGCCACAGAGAGUGAGCUGCUAGAGAAAGCAUAUGGACAUUAUUUUGAUUUGAAAAUUGUUAACAAUGAUAUUGAUGAAACCAUACGGAAAUUAGAACAAGCUAUGGACCAAGUCAGUACUGCACCUCAAUGGGUACCAGUCAGCUGGGUCUACUGAGAAGUCUGUGAUGAUUGGCUGUUGUGAAUGCUUUAUAUGGCCUUGAUAAGGCCUACAGGAUCAGCAGGAGGACCCAAAGAGGAAUCUGGAAGUUGAGAAAAUGACCUCACUGAUUUGUUACUGAUGUUACCACUUUACGAUUAAUCGCAAUCCAAGUCUUCUUGUCCUCAAACAGAUUCAAAUUACGGGAAGACGAAAAUACGCUUUCCAAAAUCGAGAAUGUUCGAUGCAUCUGAUAUUAAUUCUUUUGUUCGUUGUUUACACUCAAGGGAGAGUAAGACGAUUGUAAACGGACUGUGAUGUCGAUAAACUGAAAUUGUGUAAUUGCUUGUUCCUUAAGAAGAGAUCAAUCAAAUAAAUUAUGAUUAAAAUUUUUACAACAUGUACAAUGUACAUGGAGGUAUGGUCAUGUUAAGAUUUCAACUUGUAGAUAAUCAAAUUAGUAAAUUUUAUCACAAGUUUGAAUUUAGACUAUCUCUUUAGAGUGCAUGUACAUGUAAUAAUGAUAAUUACGAUACAAAUACGCAUAAGCAUGCACACUAACAAUAUUGCACAAUAAUGCAUUACAAUUCUGUGAUUUUUGAGAGAUGGUUGUUAUUUAUAAUUUUUGAGAUUUGGACUGGGGUACAGAUUUUGUCUCAAUGCAUACAUUAAUGGUUGUUACUAAUUUUCAAGUUUUCUAAAAAACUUUUUUCCCCUUAUUACUGCCAAGUAUUAACAUGCCAACAUGAAUCGAAGUGUUUGAAGUGAGAUAGAUGUAUAUACAGAUGUAUUAAACCCUGGGAUGGUGCUGAUUUUGUUCCAUGUACGAUAAUUCUAUAGUGCUGAUCUCUCCUCCGAGAUACGUUCUUGACUUUAAUGUUUAUAAUUUGUGAAGCUUUACAAUUACAUUGUAUACUCUUUGAGUUGGUAAAAGCCUAUUGAAAUCAGAGAUUGCUUGAUGUUAUUGUUAAAUGUUCAUUACACUAAUGUUGUGUCGGCCAUAGUCCAUUAAGUGCUUCAUGUUGCAAGAAACAAACUUUCCCAUUGAAAAUCAACUACUUACACUGAGUCGAUGUGUACUGUAGGCACAUAAUUUUAAAUACUUUUUUUACGCAUAUGGUACUUAUUUCCGCUAAGUCUGUGUUCACAUAAAGUCCAUGGAAUCCAAAUCACAUAAAAUCCAUGGAAUUUCAUACCCGCAGACUUAAAGCAUUGAAGCAAUUGUCAUGGAAAUCAUAUGCAAUUAAGUGGAAUUCCUUACCUUUAGACUAACCCAAAGAUGAUAAUUUGCGAAAUUAUGACUGUUGAAUUAAAUUUGUCUACAGUAUAUGAGAAUAAACAUUUUUUUGUAAGGACAAGCACCUAUGGGUGGACUUUUCAUUAUUUGUAAUUCUCCUUAAAGAACCUGACAGGCAAGUGACUAUUCAACUUGCCAUAAAAACCUAUACAUACAAAAGGAACUAGUUACAUCCAAAUACACAGAAUAAAAGAUAACUUUAGUUGUAUUAUUUAGAAGGGAGAUAAGAAUACAAGGGAACUAAGGGGUCACUUCUGCGUAAUCAGCUUUGUUGAUAUAUGUAAAUUGCCCCGUUAUAUUUAUACCCUCAUAUUACAAAUUUGACAUUUAUUCCUUAAUGAUAUCCUAAAGUUUUAGUUUUGGUUUCCCGUGGGUUUGGUCUUGGAGUAAAAGUCUUCAUGUCUUGCUGUAGAAAAGGUUAAUCUGUCAGUAUUGUUUAUAUACGUAAAUUGGACUAUUGUAAGUCGAUGUCUUUUCAGUCAUGAUUUAAAUCAUGAAUUGUCAAUAUUUGAUAUAGUACGUACAUGUGUAUUAUUACUACAGUAACUUGAUCCAAAGAGUCGGAUCAUGUCGAGUUGACAGGCGAGGAUCAUCAGAUCACACGAGACGCGAAGCGUUGAGUUUGAUCGGAUGAUCCGCGCCUAUCAACUCGACGUGAUCCGACUCUUCGGAUCAAGUUACUGUAGUAAUGAUAAAUUUAUUAUAUACCCCUUUAUGUAUAUUUAAAUCCACAUUUAUAAGAUACUAAAUGUAAUCCAAAUUAUCAAAAACACAAACAUAUAGUGAAAUUAUAUUUUAUGUAUGCAGGUUUGUUUGUGAAGUGGUCGAUAUUUUCCAUAAAAUAUGUUGUGUUGAUGCAUUGUGAUGUCAUCAAUUUCAGAGGAUACUGAUACGGAAUCAGAAAACCACAGGGUGGUGAUCCGGAAAACCGGAUCACACUCUGUGAAAUUCACAGUAUCAAAAAACGAUACAUUGAUGGGUAUAUAAUAAAAAAAAAAUUAUCAGAACACUGAGUGCACUAAUUCAUGUUUGUGCCACCGACUAUUGUAUCGCUUGGGUUCGAAUUUACUAUGAAAGAGUACUCUUUGAUAAUAAAUUUGAACCCAAGCGAUAUAAUAUUUCCUGUGGAUUGUGCGUAGAACUGGCAUGAAGACUAAAUAAGAUUAUUUCUGUGUUACCUACAAAAGCUUUUAAAAUGAUAUCAACAGUAUUUGUAGUAAUGAGAAGUAAUCACAUUAGCUGAUUGGUGUUUGCUGUUUGUUUAGAAGACCUUUAAGUCUGUAUUUUUGCUUAUUGCAUCAUUAUAUGUAAAUGUAUCUGUUGUUUCAGAAAUCGGAAGUGCUGUGUGCAGGGUUAAUUUUGUCCCCGCUUUAUUUUCGCCAUUAUCCUAAAUGGGUGAUUUUAAAACUGAGCAAAUAUAAAUUCCUGUAUUACUUUAAAGUAGCAAGAAAUAACUUUAGGCAAAUUUAAAUCUGGACGAAAUCAUUUUCCAAUGUCUGCAGGCAAAAAUAACACUGGGUGCAAAUUUCCCUGUAUAAAGUCAUUUAUAUACAUCAGAAGAGUAGUCGGGACGGUGUAUAUUGUAUACAGAUAGGAUUUACACACGGGAAACGAGAUAUGUGUACCACUGUUACAACUUCUUUCAUUCAGUUUUGUUUCAUCCAAUACUAGUACUGUACACCCAGUAUUAUUCAUAAGAUAAGGUUAGUCUUUUUCUGGAGUCAAAUUUUGUGGUUUGUGAAAAAUGUGGUGUGUCAAAAUCUCCAGGAUUCGGUUUUCAAGUACUUGUAAUCCUGACAUUAAUGUGCAAAUCACUCCAUUUUUUUCUUUGUUUCAUAUUUGCCCUUGCAGACAUCUAUUAAUUUACAGAUGCAACUGUAUAUAUAGCAACAAUCACCAGGUGUAUAUUUGUGCCAAUUUUCAGCCCACAUUGUAGAAUACCUUGUGAAAAACAUUUGAGUUUCUCUAUACUCCUAGAUACGUGGGUAUGUCUAUACCGCAAAUACAGCAAAAAAUUACCCUUCCAGGAAAAUUUAAAUUACCCUACCACGAACAUUUAAAUUACUAACCACGAACAUUUAAAGGUGUGGUUUAAUCAGCAAGUCUUGUUCUGUGUCAGGUUAGGCAACUCUCUCUGUAGAAAUUAUUCUGAAAACGAAGCAAUUUAAAAGAACACCUUGUCUUAGAUUAUUAUCAUUAUACGUGGUGCAUCAGUAUAAACUCUAGUCCUGCAGUAGUUGUUCUGAAAUAAUACUGUUCAUAUUUUGUUUGCAUGUUGUUUAUAAACUUUUCUGCUUUAUGUUGCAGUCAUUUCAAUGUUUGUAAGCACAGAUGUGUAUGAUUGAACUUGCUGACUGGUGUAAAUACUAGAAAUUUACUAAUUUUCAUUCUCAAAUUCUCGCAUCUCUCCUACUUGUGCUGUUUACUAAGUGACUUUACCUAAUGUAGAAAAGAGAAUCAAGCCACUAUUUAAUUUAGUUUAUUAUUUAGUUGUAUUUACCAGAUUUAUUUUUAUUUCUGUUACAGGUGAUUUAAAUUUCUUUAUAUUUUGUUCAAAUGAUUUAUAUGUUGUUGAUGCCCGCAGCUAAUAGAAGACUAUAUAUGUAUGCAUUAUUACGUCAAGGAAUGAAACUGUAUUAUAUAUACAAAAGUUAAAGGUACAAAUAAAUCACUGAAUCAAA